CAAGUUGCAGUUGUGGAUAGUUGAAUUGAAGUUCCAAAGACAUAAGACAGUAAGCCCUGCAGAGCGAGUUUGUGUUGUUCUCUCCUUUAAAAGCAUCAUGUCUGUCAGGUUUUACUACUUCUUCUCUUCUUCUUUGAGAUAAAUCUUGAUGUCCUUUCUUUUAAUAACAUGAAAGUGAGACAUAACAAGACCAGCUACCUACUGAGUUCUCAUGAAGUACUCUCUCUACUUCCUGUUGCUGCUGCUGCUGCUGUCAGCUUGCAACUUGAAAACUGAAACAGCUUUGGGUUGUGAUUAAACAGAUAAAUUCGAUGCAAGAUGGAAUUUUCUGACUGUACAAGAGUUUUGUUCAAUAGAAUCUGGAAACUUGAACCUGAGAAUGCCGCAAAGGUUAUAGGGAUUCUUCUUUUGCAAGGCUAUGGUGACCAAGAGAUGGUUCAGUUGGCUAUGUGUCCUGAUAUGGUUAUCCAGGAAGUAAUUUACAAAGCCAAGGCUGAACUGCAACAGCUACCUCUUAAAUCAGGGUCACCUCCUAUAUCCCCUUCCAUGAACUCGGCCCCUGGUUCAGAAUUCCCCUCACAGUUCACUUCCUUUUCACCACCUGUCUCCUCCAGGCCCUUUUUGUCUCCCAGGAGCUUCCAGGUCACAUCUCCAUAUUGGGAGCAACAACUAGCUGCAAAGCAUAACUCUGAUUUUAUGCCGUCGGCUUACUUGGAUUCUGUAUCUGAACUGCAAAGUCAAUCUCAGUUGUUGAGCCUGGAGGAGCAGAUAGAGUCUUUAAACUUAGGAAAUGGUGGAUUUUCAAAUGAUUAUUGUUAUUCAGAUGCUGUAUUGGGUAAUCUUGGUGUGAGAACAGAACGUCGGCAUCCAAACCUGCCUGACUUUCCAGUUAAGACUUGUCAUUAUUUCAACAAAGGUUACUGUAAGCAUGGAAGUAAUUGUAGGUACUUCCAUGGCCAAGUCUCGGACAACUUCCCUCAUAUGUUUGGUAAUAAUUCAAUGGAUGCUGUUAAUGAAGAUCCCUUUAUCUCGCUUGAGAAGUUAGAGCUGGAAAUUGUAGAGCUCCUGAAAUCAAGGAGAGGGGAGCCUGUUUCAAUUGCAUCUCUCCCUUUGUUAUAUUAUGAGAAAUACGGUAAAGUUCUUCAGGCAGAUGGUUAUCUCACUGAAAGCCAGAGGCAUGGCAAAGCAGGCUACAGUUUGACAAAGCUUCUUGCUAGAUUGAAAAAUAGUAUUCGAGUAAUUGACAGACCUCAUGGACAGCAUUCAGUCAUUUUGGCUGAAGAUGCACCCAAGUAUAUGGAAAAUCGAAAUGAUAGAAGUGAUCCAGGUCCAAUUGUUAGUGGAUCGCGUCAGAUAUAUCUUACAUUCCCAGCUGAGAGCACUUUUACUGAAGAUGAUGUCUCCAACUAUUUCAGCAAUUAUGGACAAGUUGAAGAUGUAAGGAUUCCCUGCCAACAGAAACGGAUGUUUGGGUUUGUAACCUUUGUCAGUGCAGAUACUGUGAAGAUGAUUUUGGCCAAAGGAAAUCCACAUUAUGUCUGUGGAGCUCGUGUUCUUGUGAAACCUUACAGGGAAAAGUCAAAGCUGGUUGACAGGAAGUACCAGGACAGAAUUGAGUCUCCAAUGUACUAUUCUCCGCACUAUAUAGACAUGGAACCUGAGCUUCAUUCAAUUCCAAGAGGAUAUGCAAUGUCUAGGUUGUUCAGGAAGCAGUUUAUAGAAGAUCCAGAACAAAUCUUUGAACUCGAGAGGAGGCGCCCAUUAGAGAUGCAUAUGACACAGAAGUCUCAGGCUCAUCAGUCCUACUUUGGCUACUCCAUGGAUGGGUUGAAAGUCUCAGAAGAUCAACUCAACUUCCCCUCAACAGAAUUCAAUUAUCUGAUGGAAGCUUUCAACACCAGCACUGCAUCCGAUGAAAAAAUCAAGCGCUUAGAGACCAACACUGACCAGGAGAGUGAAGGACUUAAUCUCCCAGAUAGCCCUUUUGCUUCUCCUAUAGCAAGUGGCAUUUCCACAGUCAUUUAGGCUCAGCAACACACAGAAUAGAGUUAGUACUGGCUCAAAGAUUGACAUGGCCAAAACUUAUACAUAAAAGAAUCCCAUUUUAGUUUCUUUUUUCUUCCCCUACUUGUUUGUUAAUCAAAGUAUCCUGAAAGUACAUACUAUCCAAAGAAAUCGUGAACGAAGGAUCUCCCCUCUGUUACUUGAUUUUGAAGUGGCAAAGCAAGAAGAUAAUGAUACAUAGAAGUAUAUAAGAAGGUUCUACACUUUUUUGAUGUUAAAUCACAGGAAGAAGGCAAGAGGUAUGGAUCUUUAGAAGAGGAUGUAAUAUAGGUCUCUUUAGGUGAUCAAUAGAAAUCUCUGUAGCACUGAGCAAUAGCAUUGAAAUAACUUUAACCAAAGGGUAGAUCUAUUUAGCAAAUUUAUACCAAGUUUAUCUCUGGUUUCAUCCUGUUUCACUUCAUACAUAAUAUCAUCUUCAUCUA
Messenger RNA from Theobroma cacao (cacao), 2486 nucleotides. Its product is annotated as zinc finger CCCH domain-containing protein 18-like. Gene Ontology annotation, molecular function: metal ion binding; RNA binding. The record is from RefSeq and is a predicted model, not a curated record. Lineage: Eukaryota; Viridiplantae; Streptophyta; Magnoliopsida; Malvales; Malvaceae.